AUGAAGACUGCGACGUUUUCCACUUUGCUUGCGCUGUCUGCGAGCGCCGUGAACGCUCAGGUGUCGGGCACUGCCUUCGGGUUCGCUGCUGGCACGACUGGCGGUGGUUCCGCGGCCCCGGAAACUCCAUCCAGCAUUGACGAGCUUGUCGAGUGGUUGACUGACGACACGGCGCGGACAAUCAUGAUCGACCGUACGUGGGAUUUUACCGGCACGGAGGGCACCACCGAUGGUCAGUGCUGCAGCACGCGUACGACUACCUGCGAGGGCGGCACCUCUGCUGGUCAGGCGUGGAUCCAGGACACUUGCGAUGACGGGACUUGGGUGUCAUGCACCUACGACAACGCCGCGAAGAACCCGAUCAACGUGGGUUCCAACAAGAGCAUUGUCGGUGUCGGUAGCGACGGGGUGCUGAAGGGCAAGGGUCUCCGGAUCACCGGCGGCAACAGCAAUGUCAUCAUUCAGAACAUCCACAUCACAGACUUGAACCCUCAGUACGUCUGGGGAGGCGACGCCAUCACGCUUGAUGAUGCGGACCUGGUGUGGAUCGACCACAACAAGAUCUCCCUCAUCGGCCGGCAGUUCAUCGUCAGCGGCUGGGGCAAGGCCGGCCGGGUGACCAUCUCGAACAACGAGUUUGACGGCGUUACCGACUGGUCCGCGGGCUGUAAUGGCAAGCACUACUGGACGCUGUUGCUCAUCGGCGAGCAGGACUUCUACACCUUCUCCGACAACUGGGUGCACGAUGUGUCGGGUCGGGCGCCGCACAUGGGCACGGACAUGACUGAAUCUACGAUCUUCUUUCAUGGCGUCAACAACUACUUCCAGAACAUUGGCGGGCAUGCGUUCGACAUUGAUACCAACACGUGGGCGCUGCUGGAGGGCAACUACUUUGAGUCUGUCGACACCCCCUUGACCGAGACGUCGCUGACCAGCGGCGCCCUCAUCUACAACGUGCCCACAGUCGACUCAGCCAGCGCCUGCACCAGCCCGCUGGGCUACAUCUGCGAAUGGAACCGCCUGGCUGGCUCGGGAACGUGGACGGAACGGACUGAUGCGGAUGUUUUGACGAUGGCGUCGCAGUACAUCGACUCCUUGAUUGAUCACAUUCCGGUGGCUGAUGUGCCUACUACUGUGGUGGCCAACGCUGGAGUUGGGAAGUUGUAG
Aspergillus terreus NIH2624 is the source of this 1167-nucleotide messenger RNA. Its product is annotated as polysaccharide lyase family 1 protein. The record is from RefSeq and is a predicted model, not a curated record. Gene Ontology annotation, molecular function: pectate lyase activity. NCBI's taxonomy places the organism in Eukaryota, Fungi, Ascomycota, Eurotiomycetes, Eurotiales, Aspergillaceae. Bases 1 to 1167 code for a protein of 388 amino acids. The transcript is spliced from 2 exons.